This is a messenger RNA of Epinephelus fuscoguttatus (brown-marbled grouper), 11244 nucleotides long. It is a transcript of the gene gpr185b, whose product is annotated as G protein-coupled receptor 185 b. Bases 215 to 1276 code for a protein of 353 amino acids. Gene Ontology annotation, molecular function: G protein-coupled receptor activity. NCBI's taxonomy places the organism in Eukaryota, Metazoa, Chordata, Actinopteri, Perciformes, Serranidae. The record is from RefSeq and is a predicted model, not a curated record. The transcript has 2 exons. Gene Ontology annotation, biological process: G protein-coupled receptor signaling pathway. Gene Ontology annotation, cellular component: membrane.
UGUGCAGCGCGAGGACGGAGCUGCCGACAGAAGGCUAAUAACCAUGCCAACCGAGGAAUAUAGCGCGCGCCGCUGACUGGGGAGAACGAGAGGGGGGGAAACCCUGGAAGAAGAGACCAUAAAAAUAUACCUAUACACACAUAAAGUGGAGGAGAGAGGACACGCGAGGCGUCCUGGUUUCCUGCAGGGGGGAAGACGAAGACACGGAGCUGCUAUGAUUCUCUCCCUGGCCGCAGCAGCCAUGAGUAGCGGCAGCAGCCUCAACUCCUCCUCCCCCCUCGACCCCUUCGACUCCUCCACCUCCUGGAGCCUGGCUGAGGACCCUUCCAACUCCUCCUCUGAACCAGUCGUGCGAACUCUGACCCCUGACCUCCAGCCGGCGACCACCGCUGUAGCCAUCCAGGAAGUCAGCCCCUGGGAUAUCGCGCUUUGCGUGACCGGGACGCUCAUCUCCUGUGAGAACGCUCUGGUGAUCGCCGUGCUGUUCUACACGCCGACUCUCCGGGCUCCCAUGUUCAUCUUGAUUGGAUCGCUGGCGGUGGCGGACCUUCUCGCCGGCUUGGGCCUCAUCUUGAACUUUGUCUUCACUUACUUGGUCGACAGCUCGGUGGAGUUUGUGACACUGUUGUCGGUUGGACUGCUCAUCUCGGCCUUCUCUGCCUCCGUCCUCAACAUCCUUGCCAUCACAGUGGACCGUUACCUGUCGCUGUACAACGCCCUGACCUACCACACUGAGCGGACAGUCACCUUCACCUACGUGAUGGUGGUCUUCAUCUGGGUGUCAUGCCUAACGCUCGGCUUGCUGCCGGCGCUCGGCUGGAACUGUCUGAGGGACGAGUCCACGUGCAGCAUCUGCCGACCCGUCACCAAAAACAACGCCGUGGCGCUCGCCGUCACCUUCCUGCUGGUCUUCGCUCUGAUGAUGCAGCUCUACCUGCAGAUCUGCAAGAUCGCCUUCCGCCAUGCGCAGCAGAUUGCCGUGCAGCACCAGUUCGUGGCCAUCUCCACCACCAAAGGCGUCUCCACACUCUCGGCCAUCUUGUGUGCCUUCGGGGCGUGUUGGCUGCCGUUUGCCAUGUAUUCCAUAGUGGCCGACUCUAGCUACCCCGUAAUAUACACCUACGCCACGGUCCUCCCGGCUACCUGCUGCUCUGUGAUCAACCCCAUCAUCUAUGCGUUCCGAAACCCGGACAUCCAGAAGUCGCUGUGGAUGGCCUGUUGUGGAUGCGUGCCAUCCAACCUCUCCCUCAGACCCAGGACCUCCAGUGACGUGUAGCAGGGAAGGUUGGUUUCUGUCUGGCAUGAUGCUUGACGCUGAGUCAGGGUUGUCGGAGGGCGAGGAUGAAACGGGGAACAGGAAAUCUGGAGGUGAGAGGUUGAAGGUUACAGCCGAGGAAAGAGAUUUCCUCUACUCUUCAUAUCAGGGCUGGUAGGCUGAUGGGGAAUACACGGCUGGCCACGGUAAAAGUGGCACGGGAAUGGGGAGAAGCCAGGACAGUGCAUGGUCAAAAAAAAAACAAAAAUGAUAGAGCUAAUAAAGGAGAGAACCAUGAGAGCGAAGGAGGUGGCGUGAAACCAACUGCAAAAACCUGAUUUUUAAGGUAGGGAGAGGCAGGGGGUGUGUCGGGUGACUUUUCCAACUGACCUCCAUCCGGGUGCGAGAAGUGAGGCCUACUUCUCCAGAGUAGCAUAUAUGUGACAGUAGGAUUCAGAAGGAAGUGUCCUAAAAUCUCCGUAGGACACGAGCUUGGGCAGCACUGCAUGGUUAUGCAAUCAGAAGGAGUGAAACAGUCUUAAAAUACAGCGUGUGUUUUCACUGAUGUGUUUGAAAUUAAGUGGAUAAAAAUACAAUGAGCUAAAUAUACACAACGAAUGACCUUGAGUAUUCUCAACGAGCUAUCUUUGCAGUCUUCUCCUGACGAGAAAACAAGAAUAUUUCCUCCCUUGAAACACAUUUUAACGACCAUGUUCCCUUGAUCUGAUGCAGAUUAAGUCAUUAGUGAGUUUAUAGACAGAGAGUGCAACAAUAAUUAACUCUUAUGUGCUGAGAUUGGAAAUUGGAUGGUGUUCGUGAUCAUUAACAUAGCUCGUCAGCCAAGCCCGUUUUGACUUUUCCCAAUGCCAACAGCACAAUCUGCAUUUUGUCAAACGCAGUAACACAUUUCAAUGCAUGAAGCUGGCAUAAAAAAAAUGUGCUCCUCCUAAUCAUGUAGCAUUCCUCCUCACACACAAGCUGAUCCACCAGGCUCCCUAAAGCAUAGAUAACCCCCGGCUGGUUUGCAAAACCUAGAGAGGGGUUUCCACAUUUAGUCCAGCGCGUGUCGUCCUUGGUGUGAUGAAAUCAAAUCUGCUCCCGGUCUGAGGGAGGAGAGAAAAAAAAACGGGUUUCUCAGCCAGCCGCUGCGCCGUGACUGUGAAGUAGAGAGAGCUGAAUUCAGCACCAAGGACAGCGCCACUGCAGAGCGCUGCUACCCUGGGAAUGCUCUCUGCUGCGGGGGGGAGAGCGCCGGAAAGUAGGCUACGCUGUUCUCUACACACCAUCUUGAUAGGGACUGUGAGACGGGCUUUAAAGGGCCAUUCCGGCUUGACUGGAGUUUUGGUGCUUGUUUGCAACAGAUGCAGUGUUGACUGAUGGAUUAUUUUCACACAUACAUGAUGGAUAAAGGUAUUUUAAAUCAUUUCUGCUGGGUUAUCUGCAUGAAUCAGUCUUGAGAAGACAGAAUUUGUCCAAUUAAGGCUAUCACUGUGACUCAGAGAGCAGCUUUUAUUUUGAAAUCACUCCCAUAUUGUGCUUGAAGAGUAGCAAAUGUCAAACAAGAAGCUUUCACCAGCUCACGUGUGUCAAAUCUGAGAUGGUAAGGCUUCAUUUUACACAUUCAUGCCUUUAAUUUGCUGAAUUCUUCUGGUAGUAGCUAAUAUUUCCACCUUUGUUUGAAGAUAUUUACAUAAAGACAUUUAAAAUGAAGGCCACACUGACACCAAGACACUGAAAACCCUUUGUCAGUGAAGUAAAAUAAGCAAGCACCGACAAAAAUGACUCCAAUCAUGCUCAAAUUGUUCUUAAAUACCCACUCGAGGUCCUACAGCGCGACUGUGACCCCGUCCUUUCUACCCUCCGCCGUUCUCUGGCCUCUCUUGUAUCUCAGAAAUUAUGCAUGAGGAAAACAAUGUAUGGCCCCCAUGAGUGCCGGUAAAGCACGCCUUCUGACACGGGCAAGGUGAAAGCAGCUGAUGUUUUCCAGAGGCAGACGGGACCUCGGCGAUUAUCUACAUCUGCGUAUCGCCUCUUUGGCUCUAAAUUUAGAGACAGCAUUCCAACUCCAUCGCCCGAUUGAUUAUCCAUUAGCUAGAGCUGAGCACAAUCCAUACUGAACGGGUCAUUUUUCAUAGAGACGGCUUUGGAUGGCUACAGUGGAUUCAAGUUGUACAGGUUGCCACAGUCACAUCACUGCUAUCAGUGCCAGACCUAGAUCAUGUGGUACUUUCGGCAAGCCAACCCCUACCCACCAAAAGACCUAGUAUUAUUGUAAGUAUAUUUUUGUACUGUAUUCAUUCCUAAUGACAAUUCAACACAAAUACACAACUUCGCCAACAAACAAUAACCACACACGAUGACGUCACUUUGUUAGCUGGAGGCAAAACACGACUCUCCACCACAGGGCUGUAGGCUACAUAGGAGUCUAAAAAUGUCGUCUUGUUGUGUUAUUGGGAGCCAGAAUAGAAGGAGUCUUGGCUCAAAACUUAAAUUUUAUUGUAUCAGCCGCCACUGCCCGUCAACAAAAACAAAGACAACUAUGGUUAAAUGCGGUAAGACGAAAGAACUGGAUGGAGGCCAUCAUCAAAAAUGCUUGCAUGUUACAGAAAAGGCAUUUACUGUUGUAGGGAUGAAUAACGUUAUGUGUAUUAAGGGUUAUCAUGUCCACCCCAUCAGAAACUGGGGAGGUAUUAAGAGGAAAAUCGGAUUUCUCUGUAACGCUAACUUAUUAGUGGUUAGAUAACGUUAGCUUAGCUUCCUCCUUUGUAAGAUUGGCAUAGUAAUCAACCACAAAGCUUCCUGUGACAUCAUCCAUCCACUGAGUGAGAGCAUACGGGCCGGCCAGUCUGGUCCCGUUGGUCAGUGUUUACUUUUUUUCGAGUAACACUCACGGUCCCAGAGAGUGAGUGACCUGACAUGGUGUGUUCGUAAAUUCAGUCUGACGCUCUACACUAAAAUGAGAGCCUAAUUCUAUGUGAAUUAACAAACAUUUAAUUUAAUUACAAAUUUACUCCACUUGGCGCUCUGCUGCUCCGUCUCCCCAGACAGAGUGUCCAGAGUGCACUCCGCCAAUCCAAGAGUGCGGUGCUCUGGAUAACUGAACAGUACUUUCCGACAGAGCUCUGAAUUUACGAACGGUCCAGUUUGUGCCAGUAUGCGCUCCAACACUCUGAGCGAGUAUUUCUGAACGCACCACUCGCAUCAUCUUCCUCCAUUGUCUAAAACGAGCUGACAUAACUUGCUAGCUAGAACUGGCUAAUGUCUGCGGAGAACUGUUUUGCCUCCAGCUAAGCCCCGCCCACCAAAAAACAACAUACUAUUUACUAGCAGUAAAAGGGUCUAUAUUUAAAGAUUUGUUCUGCUCCACCAUUAAAUGUUUUUGUCAUCUCCCACGGCUGUAUCGCUCUUGAACUGUGCUACACUGCCUCCAUGAUCUCCUGUGGUACUGCUCCAUUUCGUCCAUAUCUGUAAGUUUUCAGAAAUGUGCACGGCACAGACGAAAUGAAUGCAGAGUCUGCACAGAAGGCUCUGUGCGUGUCCGUAUCUAAUGCUGAGCAUAAAUGAGCCCUUAGUCACGUGGUCAGGAAGUAAUCAUACAUGCAGGGGAAACGGCAAACGCCUAUCUGAACAAUAUGGCCACAGAAAUCUAUAAUAAUACUGUAAACAUGAGCAUCAGAUGGUCUAAAUUCCUGUGGACUGUGCUGUACGCCUUCUGUUUUCACUUCCCUACUUGCACCCUGUCAGCAGUUGCUGCACACACACACACACACACACACACACACACAAAUGCCCCGCCUCGAAGAAGCAGCGCAGCUCUGCCCCGGGGCCCCUCUGAAGGCUCGGCGGGUUAAUGAGAAGCGAGAGAGGCGAGGUGACGCGGCGUGAAAUAGAAACGCCGGGCGAGACACGCUUUAACGUAACCUCAGGUCACGUCCACCUUGCACCCAAUCAGGAUGAAGUCGUUCCCCACUGAAAGGGCAUCAUGUAAGUUAAAUCCAGCUAAUGUUAAUAACAUCUGGGUAAUAAUGGCGCCUAAUGUAUAGAGGAUGUAGUGAGGACGAGCAGGGGAGCGGAUUUAUUGCCAACUUCUAUCUGCAUUUAAAUGAUCUACGGAGAUAGUUUUCACUGGAGUUCCUCUGCACAACCUCACAGAGAGGUACCAUGACUAAGCUCCUGGCAUGCUGCUAAUAUACAUGUGUGGGAGGUGUGCUGGCUUUGGGAAAAGAGUUCAUGGAAACGGUAUGGGCUGCAACUAUAAACUCACUCAACUCUACACUAGAAAUAAAAACAUACAUGUAACGACAGAGAGUCGCUUCCAAAUUCAAACGCUUUCUACCAAAUAAACCACGACGACAGACGACAAGCAAAGAACACUUUGAAAAUGGCGCUCAGGAGAUGCAGGUAUUAAGAUUAUUUUCUAUAGUGUACAUUAAAACUUAGUGUAGAAGUCUUUUUUAUUGUUUCUUGGCAGCAGCAAACAAUCAGUUGUUUUUGCAGCAGUUGUUAGCAGAACAACGGCUACACUUCUCUGUCGAUGACUUUAUUUGAACAGGCAGAAUCUCUUGUGUCUUUUUUGUUUGUCUUUUGUUUUUGUUUUUGUUUUUGGCCUUAUUGGAACUGAAAAAAAAAAAACUCCUUCGCAAUAAUGUCCAACUGUAUUUUGCUGUGUACAAAAAGCCACAAAGGAGAGAAAGAGAGACAGAGAGACAGGUGGUGGGGCUCUGAAUGGUUUGCAGAAUAACUCAAAUUAAAUAUUUCAAAGCAACAAAUAGCACAUUGUACUGUAUGUGAGAGGAAUAUGGCCGGGGCCGGCUGGGGUUUUCCAUAAAGACAUUUCAGCAGGAGUGGAUCAUGGAAGUAGGACAAACCUAAAUAUGAAGCUAAUGCUCUAUUUCCAUUUAUAGAUGCUGUGUUGCAGACGGAGAUCUUGCAAUGCUGUUUUCUCCAUCUCUCUAAAAUUAGCUUUAUUUUCAUGUUUGCGGUCGUUUCACGAAUGUCGGACGACUCUGUGUGAAGGUCACGGCUGUUAAACAAACUGACCACCUCCCUCUCUCUGUCUCUCUUUUUGCUCAAUCACUGCAUCGAUGGAACUGCCGUACGGUGAAACACUUGCAUCAAUUAUUAAGUGAAAUACUUUAGAUUACUCUGAAGCUGGAAGCAUGAGAUGGAUGGAGUUUGGUACUUUUGGCAAGCUUGGUGAACUGCAGCACUGUGUGUGUAUGCGUGUGUGUGUGUGUGUGUAGGGGGAGAGAUGCGACUCACCAAACUAAUCGAUCCCAGAGAGAUAAUUAAAUCCAUUUCACAUAGGAAUGUGAUGCAGAUCCUAUUGGCACACAGUUCUCCUGUACACACAACGAUGUGUGAGACUUGCUUAGUCACCUGUGUUUGGAGAUGCUAGAUGGGACGCACAGGUUACGUCUGGCAGCCUAAAUGUAACAUUCAUGGAGAAUCUGCACUAGCUUGGCUGAUGCUGACACACCGGAUGUAGCUUUCAAGCUGUGCCUCUGUUUUACCUCUUUGUUAAAAAUGAAUCAAACUCAGAUUCAAUUAGGAUCAUGAACCAGACUUGGAUUAAACAGAAAUUAGUUUUGGUGGUUUGUUUUAGCCUCUGUUUUGGGACAGAUGGCUGCGGUUUACAGCAUAUCACGAGGACAAAUGUCAUGGGAAGUUGCCAGCUUUCUAAUGUUUGAAACUGUUUUGGCUCCAGUUACAGCUCAGUCUGAAAAACUCUUUAAAUGGCAAACAUUUCUCAGUGUCGUCAGUUAUUUCAGUGGGAUUGGUGCGAUCAGUGGAUUUGCUCACUGGUAUGGAAGCUCAUUUCUGCCACUUUGAUGAAGAAAAUAUCCUGUCAUAAUGAUGAGAAAGUUUCUUGAAAUAACGACUUGGUUUCUCAAAAAUAAUGAGGUAGUAUACCAAAAAAUCUUGAUAUCCUAAGAUCAUUAGUUAGUAUCCCAAAAUCAAGUGGUCAUAUCUCAAUAUAAUGAGGUAAUAUCUCAAAAUCAUGAGUUAGUAGCCUAAGAUAAUGAGUUAGUAUCUCAUAAUAAUGAGGACACAUCCCAAGAUAAUGUGGUAGUUUCUCAAAACAGCGUGUUAGAAUUUAAAAAUAAUGAGGUAGUAUCUUGAAAUAAUAAGGUAGUUUCUCAAAAAGUGAGGUAGUAUCCCAAAAUAAUGACUUGAUAUACCAAGAUAAAGAGGUAGUAUCUCAAAAUAAUGAGGUACUUCUUCAAAAUGAGUAGUAUGUCAAAAUAAUAUGGUCAUACCCCAAGAUAAUGAGGUAGUAUCUCAUAAAAAUGAGGAAGUAUCCCAAAGACAAUGUGGUAUAAUGAGGUAGUAUCUCAAAAAUAAUGAGGUACUAUCUCAAGAUAAUAAGUUAGUAUCUCAUAAUGAGGACGUAUCCCAAGAUAAUGUGGUAGUUUCUCAUAAUAAUGAGGUAGUAUCUCAAAAUAAGGUAGUUUCUCAUAAUAGUGAGGCUUUGUUGUAAAAUAAUGACUUGAAAUCCCAAGAUAAUGAGGUGGUAUGUCAAAAAUAAUGAGAUAGUUUCUCAAAUUAAUGACUUGACAUCCUCACAUAAGUUGGUAUCUCAAAAUAAUGAGGUAGUAUCUCAAAAUAAUGAUUUGAUAUCCCAAGAUAACGAGUAUCUCAAAAACAUAAGUAUCUUAAAAUAAUGACUUGAUAUCCCAAGAAAAUGAGUUACUAUCUCAAAAUAACGAGGUUGUAUCCCGAAAUAAUGAGGUAGUAUCCCAAGAUAAUUUAAGUGAAGUUUUAAUUUAAGUUUUGUUUGUCAUUUUUUUUGAGAUAUUAAGUCAUUAUUUUGAGAUAGCGAGUUAUUAUUUGGAGGUUUUUGGAAGGUUUUCUCAUGAUAAAUAGUUAACAAUCUUUUUUUUUCCCCAAACACAGAAAUGGACUUACAUACAUAGGAGCAAAAUAAAUCAGUUCAAAUUUUUUGGUAUGCUGGUUUGACAGUGCUGUCAGAGAGCUGGAGAAUCUGACAGAGACAAAGUAUGGUGUCUUAAUAGCUGCGCUGGAUCAUACACUUUUAUUUAACUCUCCUCUGUCCGAGUAUAAACUGACAAUUAGCUAGCUCGCUAUUUUUUUGUUUUGAUUUUGCAAACAAAAUUUCGGGGUAAGAGAAGUACAGAGAAAAUAAAAAGAGGCUCAGGGAGUUAUUGUGACCAACUAGUGCUAGCAUGUUGCUGGCUGCUAGCAUGUUAGUAGUUAGGUUGCCAAGCAUCUAGAACCACAGACUAAAUGAAUAUCUCGCUGGAACCUUUUGGGUAUGAAAUUGCCUUUAAGGUGGAGUAAAUGUCUGUAAGUGGAUAAUAUAUUCCUCUGUGGGUUGAGAAAAUUGUUUGACCUCUAGCCUUCCUUUCAACACCUGCCAUGGACAAACUUUAAGAUAAAUGUUGGGUACGUUUUUGGACAUUUUGGUAAUAUGUUUUGGUGGGCGUUUUUUGUCCUUUGGCAGUGAAAUGUCAACUAUCUGGCAUUUUUCCAGAGUAAAACAAACUCUAUUUGAUCCAAGUCUGGAGGGAAUCAUGAGCCCCAAAGUGAAACCACAAAUCAGCCGUUUCACGAGCGCGCUGACUGAAAUGUUAAAUCCAGCAUCGCUCAGCUGGAACUGGAGCGACCGAACAGCUGAUCUGAAGUCAGCGUUAACUCCGGCGGCAUCACACAGCUGUAUUUUAAACACCGUCUCUGAUGGUCCCAUCUGGCAUGUCCAUCUAGUGAUUGUUUUAACAAUUAAUAACACUCAUCUGUGAAUAUACCACUACUCAGUCAACCAUUCCUGGGGCAGGAGUGGAGCGACCACUCACUGUGUGUGUGUGAGUGUGUGUCAACGUGUAUGUGUGUGUGUGUGUAUGUGUGUUCUCCCCCCGGGAUCAUAGCCAAUUGUAAUGAACCAUAACUCAACCAACUCUCACUGUAAACACAAACACACGCAGAAUGGUUUUGUCAGCCGCUAUACAGGACUAUAACUCAAUUUAAAAAAAAAAAAGAAAAAGACCUACUGUACAAGUGAGUGUGUGUUAUUUUUAUUAUGCAAUGCUGUACAGAAAUGUAUAUUUUUGUAAUGUUCAUCAGGGCAUGAGUUACAAGACAUGGUCGCUGCUGUGAGCAUGAGUUUGUUGUGAGUGUGUGCGUACGUACGUGUGUGUGUGUGUGUGUUUUCUUCCUCUUCUUCUGUGUUCUUCCUAUAAACAAAUGUCAAAUGUUUCUUUGGGGAAAAAAAGAAGUUGUGUGUCGGAUAUGCUGAAAAAGUGCCAUAUUUUUUGACUUUAUAGUGUCUUAAUUUUUUGUUUUUCUUGUGUAUUAGAGGGUUGAUUCUCAUUGUGGAGUCAGUAAAUCUGUAAACAACUACAAAAAAAAGCUCAACAUGGUCAAAAACAGCAACUCACGAGCAGCAGGGUAAAGAAAGAAGAAAAAGGCUGUUAUUUAAAAGUACUUGACCUUGAUGUUAUUGAUCACUACACUGAGCAAACAGACCAAUUCCAACAAUCCAAACUUUGUAUUUCCUCCUGUAACGUCAGAGUUGCAGCAGCAGCAACAUCAGAGAUGAUAUCAGUGUCUCUGUCAAACGUCUUCUUGACUUAAAUUGCGGUAAUCUGAACAGUUUCAGCAUAAAAAAGACGUGCGCUGAACGACAGGGAGAAAGUCAGGGAGGGAGACUGUGCGUGGCUGCGUAGUACGUCACAGAGUCAGGUUUCCAGUGACGUCAUUUUGUCUGAGUCGUGUCUAAGGGAGCAGGUCGUUUCAAAGACAUCCCCACUCUCUCCACUGUCCUCCUUUCACAAGCGUCCCCCUCGCUCCUUUCUCCCCCUCAUCAUCCUUUUAUCUACACCCCCUCUUUUUCCUCUCCAUUCUCUCAGACAUCUCCCUCCUGUCCUCUUUGCUGUUUCAUAUGUGCCCCGUCUUUUCAUUCCUGUUCCCUCUCCUCCUCAGUCUUCCUGUCACUUUUCUGCAUGGUUUUCACCCCUCUUGCUCAUUCCCUCCAUCUUUUGCAAUACUCCACACCUUCAUCUCCUCUAUCUCUUUUUACCCCCUCUCCCCUCUGUCUCUUUCUCUUGUCUAACAUUUUGCUAUGCUUGGCCUGCAGGAAGCGAGUCGGUCGACUCCGUCUAAAAAUAGUUACCCUGAAAGCAGAUAAAAAGAGCAAAAGAAAAAAGAACAGCAGGAAAAAAGGAAAGGAAAAAGAGGAGGGGUGGGAGGUAAAGAAGUAGAAAUCAACCCUUCUUCCCUGAGCGCAGAAGCAAGCCUUCGCUUUGCUCCGUAGACGCAUCCAUCAUCCUCAUCUUCCUUUUUCUCUCUUUCCCUGUUAAGUUUUUCCUUGUCUCAUCUUCUUUGCACAAGCACACGUUCAUCUUCUAUUUUUACACCUCUCCUUUGAGUCUCUCCUUCCUUUUUUUGUUUCUCCUGAGCACAAGCAUCAACACAAGGGUUUUUAAAAUGCAGGGAUCGGGGCGAGUGCCUAUACAGAGUCCGUCAGGCUAUGUUUUCCCUCUGUAACCUACAACCUGGCAAUACUUCAGGCAAACAGAGAUUGUCAAUCAAAAAUAAAACCAUUACAGAGCUAAUUUUCUAUCGGACCAAGUAUGGCCUUCAUAGAAAAAAAAAACAUUGUUUUAUGCAUUGAUAUUGCUGGUCUGGAUGAGGGAGCAUCACCGGUUUUAAACCCUCAAGGUGAGGGUGUUAUUGGGUAACGAUACUGUGAUGUCACAGACCUGAUAUGGUGUCCUUGAAUCAUGUUUUUUUGGGUUUGUUUCUACUGUAUUCUCUCUGAUUUUGUCCUCUUAAGUUGGUGUCGUGAAACAGUCGGUUACGAUAAAAAGUACAAAUGCACUUUAUAAGAUGGACAUGUUACACAUUGCACUUGUAAAUGUCGAAUGUAAAACCUUGAAGAGAAAGAUUUAUUUUUAUUAUUGUACAUAAAUGAGAAGAGAAAGUAAAAAAAAAAGACUGCAAAAAAAAAGUGGAGAAUAAUUUGCCAAAUA